Molecule: messenger RNA, 3716 nt
Organism: Phragmites australis (common reed)
Lineage: Eukaryota; Viridiplantae; Streptophyta; Magnoliopsida; Poales; Poaceae
Product: putative leucine-rich repeat receptor-like serine/threonine-protein kinase At2g24130
Exons: 2
Coding region: 326-3277 (983 amino acids)
Biological process (GO): protein phosphorylation
Molecular function (GO): protein kinase activity; protein binding; ATP binding
Source: RefSeq, a predicted model, not a curated record
GAUAAACAAAACUAAUCUGUAUUUGACAUUCAUGGGACAUCUGUGAAUUCUCCAGGUGAGCUAUCAAAUGAUCAAUCACCAAACCAUGCGCAUGCACACACCUCUUAUCCAAAGUCAAACAUUUGGCGCCAAAGCUGCCACAACCUUUCAAGUUUCAACUGCAGUUAGGCAGCCACCUUCCCGCCUUUCGCUUCCUCGUAUCUUCUCCAGCUACUACUCCUUUCCCUUCUCCUUCUCCUUCUCCCCAUAAAACCACGGCAUUGUAGCAGACGUUACUAUCAAUGAUCACCACAUCCACCUGGUUGCCACAGCCCUUUCGGCCCUAAUGGCCAAAUUGCUCAUCCCAAUCAUCAUCUUUCAUGUCGGCCUCGUGCCGAUCGUUGUCGCGGCAGCAGCUACCGCACCACCACCAGUGAUCGACGAUGACCGGUCCGCACUCCUCACGUUCCUCUCCAACGUCUCGGCAGACCCCGGCGGCGCCCUCGCGGACUGGGGCCGCUCGCCGGAGUUUUGCAAUUGGACGGGUGUCAUGUGUGGCGGCCCUGGCAGACGGCGUGUCACGCAGCUGGUGCUUAGUGGAAAGGGGAUCUGUGGCGUGAUCUCGCCGGCCCUGGGGCGGUUGGCUUUCGUCAACGUGCUUGAUCUGUCGAGCAAUGCUUUCGCCGGCGCUAUCCCACCGGAGUUGAGCGCACUGUCAAUGCUGACGCAGCUGAGCUUGACGAACAACCUCCUCGAGGGCGCGAUCCCCGCCGGCCUCGGGCUCCUCCAGAAGCUCUACUUCCUUGACCUCAGCGGCAACCGGCUCUCUGGCGGCAUCCCGGAAACGCUCUUCUGCAACUGCUCCGCGUUGCAGUACCUGGACCUCGCCAACAACUCCCUCGCCAGCGACAUCCCCUACGCCGACGAGUGUCGCCUUCCCAGCCUCCGGUACAUCCUCCUCUGGUCGAACGAUCUGUCCGGUGCGAUCCCGCCGGCGCUGGCCAACUCCUCCAUGCUUGAAUGGAUAGACUUCGAGUCGAAUUACCUCGCCGGCGAGCUGCCGUCGCAGAUGUUCGACAGGUUGCCGCGGCUCCAGUACCUCUACCUCUCGUACAACAACCUCUCCAGCCAUGGCGGCAACACCGACCUGGGCCCUUUCUUCCGUUCCCUGAGGAACUGCACUCGCAUGCAGGAGCUCGAGCUCGCCGGGAACGACCUCGGCGGGCAGCUUCCGCUGUUCGUCGGCGAGCUCCCGCGUGGCCUCCGGCAACUCCACCUCGAGGGCAACGCCAUCUCAGGCUCCAUCCCGCCCAACAUUUCCGGCCUCGUCAACCUCACCUACCUCAACCUCUCCAACAACCUGCUCAACGGCUCCAUCCCGCCCGACAUGUCGCGCAUGCGGCGGCUUGAGCGGCUGUACCUCUCGAACAACCUCCUCUCGGGCGAGAUCCCCCGAUCCAUCGGCGACAUCCCGCACCUCGGCCUCGUCGACCUGUCCAGCAACCGGCUCGCCGGAGCGAUCCCGGACACGUUCUCCAACCUCACGCAGCUCAGGCGGCUAAUGCUGCACCACAACCAGCUCUCCGGUGCCAUUCCUCCCAGCCUCGGAGACUGCCUGAACUUGGAAAUCUUGGACCUAUCCUAUAAUGGCCUGCAAGGCCCGAUCCCUGCGUAUGUCGCCUCCCUGAGCAGCCUCAAGCUGUACCUGAACCUCUCGAACAAUCACCUAGAGGGGCCUCUCCCUCUCGAGCUCAGCAAGAUGAACAUGAUCCUGGCGCUCGACCUGUCGGCGAACAAGCUUGCCGGUACGAUCCCGUCGCAGCUCGGUAGCUGCGUCGCGCUCGAGUACCUCAACUUCUCCGUCAACGCGCUGGGGGGCGCGCUCCCGGCGUCCGUCACGGCGCUGCCGUUCCUGCAGGUGCUCGACGUGUCGCGCAAUGUGCUCUCCGGACCCCUGCCCGAGUCCCUGCAGGUGUCCACCUCGCUCCGGGAGGCUAACUUCUCGUACAACAACUUCUCUGGUAUGGUGCCGGACGCCGGUGUGCUCGCAAACCUCUCGGUGGAGGCGUUCCGAGGCAACCCCAACCUUUGCGGCCAUGUUCCCGGCAUUGCCAUCUGCGAACCGAAGCGCGCGCGCCGCCGUCGCACACUUUUCCCUGCCGUCGUUGGCAUCGUCGUUGCGGUGUCCCUCCUGCUAUGCGCGGUCGGGUGCCGGUCCAUGGUGACCGCGAGGGCGAAGCGGUCAGGGCGCCAGUCCAUGCGCCUCGUCGACGUCGACGACCAGGCGGAGAGGGAGCACCCAAGGAUAUCGUACCGGGAGCUCUCCGAGGCAACCGGCGGUUUCGUCCAGGCGUGCCUGAUCGGCGCCGGCAGCUUCGGGCGCGUCUACGAGGGAACGCUCCGAGACGGCACGCGCAUUGCCGUGAAGGUGCUCGACCCGAAGGGCGGCGGCGAGGUCUCCGGCAGCUUCAAGAGGGAGUGCGAGGUGCUCAGGCAGACACGGCACAAGAACCUCGUCAGGGUGAUCACCACCUGCAGCACGGCCAGCUUCAACGCGCUCGUGCUGCCGCUGAUGCCAAACGGCAGCCUCGAGGACCACCUCUACCCGCACGGCGACAAUGACGGUGAGCUCGGCGGCGGCCUGGACUUCGGCCAGAUCAUGGGCAUCGUGAGCGACGUCGCCGAGGGGAUGGCCUACUUGCACCACUACGCGCCGGUCAGUGUCGUGCACUGCGACCUCAAGCCGAGCAAUGUCCUCCUCGACGAGGGGAUGCGCGCCGUGAUAUCGGACUUCGGCAUCGCGCGGCUCCUCGCCUGCGGCGUCGGGGAAGCCAGCAGAACGAGCGACGAGUCUGCGCCGUGCAACUCCAUCACCGGACUAUUGCAAGGCUCAGUUGGGUACAUCGCACCUGAGUAUGGAUUAGGAGGGCAUCCAUCGACGCAGGGCGACGUGUACAGCUUCGGCGUGAUGCUUCUUGAACUGAUCACAGGGAAGAGGCCAACGGACGUGAUCUUCCACGAGGGGCUCACGCUGCACGACUGGGUCAGGCGGCACUACCCGCACGACGUCGCGGCCAUCGUCGCGCACGCGCCGUGGAGGGAGCGCGAGCUGCAGGCGGCAGCCGACGUGGCGGUCGUCGAGCUGAUCGAGCUCGGGCUGGUGUGCACGCAGCACUCGCCGGCGCUGCGGCCCGCCAUGGCCGACGUCUGCCACGAGAUCACAUUGCUCAAGGAGGACCUCGCCAGGCACUGCGGCCGCCGGUCGCUCUCGACCAAGGACUCGCUGUUCUCGAAUUGAAUAAACAUCGAAUUUAUUAGGAUUAUAUUUCAUUAGUGCACACACACACACACACACACCAGGAAGCAUCAUCGAUUUGGUGCUGCUGUUUUCUUGGUGGUGGAUUUGAUCGAUCGUCUCUUGCCACCAUGAAUUAGGUUAUUGGAUGCAUGGUUGGGAGUCGCCUACUAAGAACUAGCUAGUGCUAAUUCUUUGAGUUGUUAAUUCUGCAUUGGAGAAGGCACUCGAUUAAUCUGUGUUGCAAACAUGUCGGACUCCAAUAGCCGUAGGAAGAGAAAAUGCUCUUGAGUUAAGUUGGAGCUCUGCCAUUCACUAACGAAGUCGGCACUGUUCGAAGCAUCUGAUGACGGUGCGUGCUCUCUUCACCACGAACAUUGUACUAGUUUAAUGUUGUUCGUGAUUUGAUAGGAACUUCCAUGUUCUUGUCAUGGAGAUCAGU